This is a messenger RNA of Drosophila obscura, 1485 nucleotides long. Its product is annotated as beta-1,3-galactosyltransferase 5-like. Gene Ontology annotation, cellular component: membrane. Lineage: Eukaryota; Metazoa; Arthropoda; Insecta; Diptera; Drosophilidae. The record is from RefSeq and is a predicted model, not a curated record. Gene Ontology annotation, molecular function: hexosyltransferase activity. The transcript has 2 exons. The coding region runs from base 56 to 1402 and encodes 448 amino acids.
UGCCGUGACAAAAACGUUCCAUGUAGUGAAACUUCACAUUUGAUUCCAUGGUGACAUGGGUAAUCUAAACACCAACAAAUUAAAGUUCUUUGUGAUCUUAAGCGCUGUCAUUCUCACUACCAUAUUUACCAUCAUAUACGCCUCGUUCUCGGCAUCAGUGAAUAUUCCACAGAAGCAUAUAAAUUCCGUUGAUGGCUUUCCGAUGGCCCAGAAUCUUUCAUUUUCAGAAAAACUCAAUGGAAACAGCAGCAACCACCAUGCCAGCACCAUCGGGAAUCAGCACACUGAGAGGAGCAUCAAAUCGGCGGAGAAAAAACUAAGUUUUGUCCAUGGCAGAAUUGUGGACUUUCCGGCCCUUUCGGCUGGUUUUAACCAACUUGAAAAGCCGGAUAUCAUGGCAAUAAUGCGGAGAAAACUUAUAAAAUACCAAGCCAAAUACGAGAUGAAGGCACGCAAAGAGAAAAAAUCACACAGAUCUCUACCCUUUGGCAGGAGCAGCUUACAAAAAUCAAGCACUGCACCCGUAUUACCUUUCCAUCAAGUACUCACAGUUAGCCUCUAUGAGCCUGGCCAUCUCAACGAUGAGAUCGAUAAACAACGUCAGAUAUGCAAACACUGGGGGUCAUUCUUGAAGCUGCUCAUUCUGAUCACCUCAGCCCAGUCCCAUUCUAUGGAGAGAAUGUCCAUCCGACAUACCUGGAUGCACUAUGCAAGCAGGCGAGAUGUGGGCAUGGCCUUUUUCCUCGGAAGCACGACGAACGUAGAUCUGAACGAUUCUCUCAACCAGGAGAACUAUAUUUAUGGUGAUAUGAUACGUGGAAACUUCAUAGACUCGUACUUAAAUCUCACUCUAAAGACGAUCUCGAUGCUUGAAUGGGUAAAUACGCACUGUCCCCGGGUGAAGUACAUCCUUAAGACCGAUGACGAUAUGUUCAUCAAUGUUCCUAAACUGCUGGACUUCAUAGACGGGCACAAGGAUAAGCGAACCAUUUAUGGUCGCGUGGUCGAGGAGCAGGAGCCUGAACGAAAUAUGGGCUCCAAGUAUUUUGUACCAUAUCAUCAGUUUAGGGGCGCCGAGUUCCCAAAGUAUACCACCGGAGGAGCCUACCUCCUCACUGGAGACAUUGUACAUGAGCUUUACAUGGAAUCGCUCAAUACGUAUUAUGUGCAACUGGAGGAUGUCUUCACCACGGGCAUUAUGGCCGAGAGCUUGAAUAUUAAUAGAGUGCACGCAGAAAACUUUCGCAACGUCCGCAUCACAUUAUUGCCAUGCAGCAUCCGCAAUGCGAUCAGCAUCCACAUGAUCGAGCCACACGAACAAUACGAACUUUGGAGGAUACUGCUGGACCCGACCAUCACGUGUCAGAAAGUUUGGCAAGAUGCAGACGCAGGGAUAGUAUAAAAUAUUUAAAAGUUUGCAUGUUCCAAAAAUUAAAAAUAUAUUAAAUUUGUAUUUAACUGGUAGAACUGGUACGUCAAUGUACG